Molecule: messenger RNA, 1706 nt
Organism: Prorocentrum cordatum
Lineage: Eukaryota; Dinophyceae; Prorocentrales; Prorocentraceae
Source: the annotation of a GenBank genome assembly
AGGUCCCUGCGCCAGACGGCAAGUCCAAGGUGGACGACUACUGGGAGCCCGCCAAGAAAGUCAUCUGGGGCGACACCAAGUUGCUGGAUAGGCUGAUGAACUACGACAAGGACAACAUCCCCGAGUCGGUAAUUGCCAAGCUGAAGCCGCUGGAGGAGGACGCGAACUUCGAGCCAGAGGCGAUCAAGAAGGCGUCGGUGGCGGCCUGUGGCAUCUGCAAGUGGGUGCGGGCGAUGCUCAUCUACGACGGCGUGGCCAAGGUCGUCGAGCCCAAGAAGCAGGCCCUGGCUAAGGCGGAAUCGGAGCUGGCGGAGGCCAACUCCUCGCUCGCGGUGAAGAAGGCGGAGCUCAAGGAGGUUCAGGACAAGGUCGAGAAGCUCGUCAGCGACUUCGACAUCGCAAAGAAGAAGAAGGCGGACCUGCAGGACCAGGUCGAGGUUUGCUCGAAGCGCCUGGUGACGGCCGAAAAGCUGAUCAACGGCCUGGGCGGCGAAAAGACGAGGUGGUCGGCGACUUCCGCGACGCUCGACGUCCAGUUCGAGAACCUGACCGGCGACGUGCUCAUCGCGUCGGGCAUCAUCGCGUACCUCGGCACGUUUCUCGCCAAGUAUCGCAACGAGAGCGUCGGUUCCUGGAUCGAUCUCAUGCGCGCGAACAAGCUGCCCGCCUCAUCGACGUUCCUGCUGCGGACAGUACUCGGUGAGGAGGUCGUCAUUCGGCAGUGGCUGAUUGACAAGCUGCCAAACGACCAGGUCUCCAUCGACAACGCCCUCAUCCUCUCGAAGUCGCGCAGGUGGCCCCUGAUGAUCGACCCGCAGCUGCAGGGCUUCCGGCUCUACAUCACCACCAAGCUGCCGAACCCGCACUACUCGCCAGAGAUCUGCGUGCAGGUGACGCUGCUCAACUUCAUGGUCACGCCAGACGGCCUCCAGGACCAGAUGCUCGGCAUCCUCGUGGCCAAAGAGGAGCCCGAGGUGGAGAAGAAGCGGCAGAUGCUGAUCGUCGAGAGCGCUCAGAGCAAGUCGCAGCUCAAGGAGAUCGAGGACAAGAUCUUGGAGCAGCGCCGCGCUUCGUGGGGCCCGAUCGGGCGAACGGAGGUCGGCUCCACUGUUGUCACGCUCGCGCGCGGGCUGGAUCGACCGAUCAAGUCCCAGGAGGAGCAGCUCCAGUCGACGUUCUACGCCCUGGACCCCGCCGAGCAGGAGGAGUGCACGGAGGUCUCCGGCGCCGAGCUCUCGGCGUUCCUCGCCUGGCUGGUGGCGCAGGCGCCCGUGGGCACCUCGGCGGCCGCCGCCGUCGGGGAGGCGCGGGGGCGCCCGGGCCUGUGGGCCGAGGUGGAGAAGGCGUGGGACCGGCUGGGCGCCGAGGAGAAGGCCGACUGGGUGCCCGCCGACCACCGCGCCACCCUCGCGGACGCUCGCGGCGCCUUCGCCGGCCCAGGCGGUCCGCCCUGCCGGAGCCGCGCGGGGGGCUCGCCGCCGCGGGCCGGCACGAGCGGCGCGCCGCCCGCGGAGACGCCGCCGAGGAGGAGGGUCGGCGGACUGUCCGCGAAGACGCCGUCACCGCCGGGGCCGCUCUCGCCCCUCCCCUCCACGCCUCGACGCGGGGCGCCGGAGCCCGCGACGCCGCCGUCGCGGCGCCGGGUGCACUGCAAGACGCGCGCGAGCUGGACCGUGCUGCAGUGGCUCCGCGGGUCCCCGGGCGGG